AUGCUGUGAACCAAGUUUGUUAUGUUGUCGCACACAAGUUCCACUCUGUGCCGUCAGUGACUGAAAAGACGGAGCGAAGCCAGCUCCACGCCUGCUGCUUAACUCUAACCUGCGGAGCCUUCAGGAGGCCAUAGCUGCUCAUUUCCUGGAUGGAGACGGACAGUCUGGUGACCGGGUCUGUGAACGGAGCCGGGGCGGACUAUGGCUCCUCUUCGGGCUCGGAGCACGGAGGGGCCCCUGGCAGGAGACGGAUGUCGUAUUCUGUCGCAGGGGAGGCGUGCAGCGUUGACAGUGGUGCAGAGGAUGACAAGCUCUACACCCAACAAGCUGUUGUCUUCAUUGAGGAUGCCAUACAAUACCGGUCCAUCAACCACCGAGUAGAUGCCAGCUCACUCUGCCUCUAUCGAUGGUACUACUCCCGUAUAUGCCAGUGGGGCUUGGGCCUGACAAUUGCAGUGUUGUUGUUGCUGGCCUUCGUGGAGCGUCCCUCCUCUUUGUCUGUCUCCUCAGACCCCCGACAUCGCUCCCCGUCUUGGGAGCCUCCUUGCGGCUUCACUGAGAGCUUCGAGAUGGUCUGCCUCAUUAUUUUCUCUCUUGACCUCACUGUCAAGAGCUACCUGAUUGGCUGGGAGGAAUUCAGGAAGAACAAAUGGCUAAUUGGCUACACUGUUGUCCUUUCAGUCUCCAUCAUCGACUGGAUGCUGUCUGUCAGCAUGGUGUGUGAUGAGAAACUGAGAGUGCGACGACUCCUCCGGCCCUUUUUCCUCCUGCAAAACUCCUCCCUGAUGAAAAAGACAUUGAAGUGCAUCAAGAGGACUCUGCCUGAGAUUGCUAGUGUCAUCCUGUUGCUGGCGCUCCACCUCUGCCUCUUCACCAUGAUCGGCAUGUUGCUGUUUGCUAAAACUGAGGAUCCGAAGAAGAACGGGGAGUGGGAGAUAUAUUUCAGAAACCUGCCAACGUCUCUUACCUCUCUGCUGGUACUUCUCACCACAGCCAAUAACCCAGAUGUGAUGAUUCCUGCCUACUCUCUGAACAGAGGAUACUCCAUUUUCUUUGUCACGUUCAGUGUAAUCGGAACCUACUGUUUGAUGAAUCUACUGACAGCUAUCAUUUAUAACCAGUUCAGGGGAUAUUUACUCAUGUCAGUCCAAACAUCAAUCAUCAGGAGACGACUUGGGAUCCGAGCUGCUUUCCAAGUCCUCAGCUGCCAAGGAGCCAAACAGUCCACUGAGGAGCAUGUUGGUGUUGAUUCGGUGCUGGAGGUGAUGUCCAGAGUCCAGAUGAAAAGCUACUACAAAGCAGCCAUUACUACGGAGGCACAGCAGUAUGCAGAAGCCGGCCAGAUGGAUCGAGAGCAGUUCAGAAAGAUAUUUGAUGAGCUGGAUAAAGAUCGAAUCAAGGAGCACCCUCCCUUGCCUCAGUACAACUCUCCAGUCCUGCAGAAGCUCCAGCUGAUCUUCAGUCACUACUAUCUCAAUAUACUUGGCAAUGCAGUGGCACUAGCCAAUGUCAUGUGCAUAUGUACUGUCCUUGUAUUAAACUCUGAAAUGUCCACAGCAGAGAGAGACACCUUCUUGUUGGAGAUUAUCAACCUGUGCUUCAUCCUCUACUACUUGUUUGAAAUGAGUGUCAAGAUCUUUGCCUUCGGUUGGAGAGGGUACCUCUCCUACAAGAACAACAUCUUUGAUGGCUGCCUUACCAUCCUGCUACUGGCUCUACAGAUCACUAUUUUUGUUACCUACUGGCUUCCUCAUUCAAAGUGGGAGAUGAUUCGUUUGGUCAACAUGCUGAUCGUCUUCCGCUUCCUGCGCAUUAUCCCAGAUAUCAAGCUCAUGGCUUUGGUUGCAAGCACUCUGUUGGACCUGGUGAAAAAUCUUCGAGCCUUUGCAGGGAUACUGGUGGUGGUGUACUAUGUGUUUGCUGUGUUUGGGAUCUGGCUGUUUGAAGGAGCCAUUAAACCUCCUCCAGAGAUGAGUGUGAUCUCCAAUACCUCCAUGGAUAACAUCACCUCUAACUUCAGUAUGGAGUGUGGCACAUAUGAACAGCUUGAAUACUGGCCAAACAACUUUGAUGACUUUGCUGCAUCCAUCAUGUUGCUGUAUAAUGUCAUGAUAGUUAACAACUGGCAGGCCUUCAUGGACGCAUACAGUAGAUACACCACAGAUUGGGCCAAGGUCUACUUUGUGUGUUGGUGGCUCACCUCCUCUGUCAUGUGGGUCAACUUGUUUGUGGCGCUCAUCUUAGAGAACUUCACCUACAAGUGGGACCGGAGCCACAGCUGCUCUGUAACAGAUGUUGAAAGAAUCCGGUAUGAAACGUCCGUCCAGCUUAUAUUCAAGGGGCAGAUCCAGGAGCCAACAGAGGAAGAGUUACUUUGUCAACUACACCUACAUCCCCACUUGCACCUACACUAGUGAGACACAAACACACACAGCACCAGCUCCAAUCUGCAGUGAAUAGCACUGAGAGGUCAAUGUUCCAUUCUACUUGUUUAAUUGAAUGUUUAUUAUAUGAAUAUGUUUCUUCUACUACUGAAGCUAGUAUGUUUUCAUAUUUUCAUGAGUAGAACCACUGUGAGCUGCAGUUUCAGUUGUGCAGGGGUCAGAGAAGCAGGAAUCGGUGUGUGGAAAUGUAACUGCUCCUUGUGUGUAUCACUACUCUACUGCUAUUUCUCAUUGUUAAGGACUCGCUAUUGCUAUUGUUUGCUUGAUAUUUUAGAUUUGGCAUUACAUUUGUCUCAUCAAAGUCUGGUGAAUGUGUUAGCAAAGAUUAUCUUGAGUACUGAUUCUUUAGAAGGACAAUAGCGUAUCGGGUGCUUGUUUACAAACACAAAAGGGAUUUUAUCUUAAGUCAUAAAUUAUGAAGCUUCACCAGCUUUUUAUCCAAUUAAAUCCUGAUCCAGGGACUUGAGCACAGUCAACCUACGACUUCCCUCCAAUGUGGCACAUGUUAUAGUUGUUUAAACUUUUUCAACACGAUGGAUCAUCCCAGGUGGUCCAGGGUGUUUGUUACUUUGCACUGCUGAAGAACAACAAUGACACACAAACAGAAAUUCUCAAACUUCUCAGCGUUAGAUUUUUUGCGAUUUGCUCAUUUUACAAUUUUUAAUUGGAGGUUGACUGCUUCACGAAACCCACUGGCUGUUCAGUCUCAUUAAACCAUGUUAACAAACAAUAUCCCAUUAGCUUGCUUGUUAUUAAAUUCAUCGCCACUUUGCUCACUUGCUAUAGUUUAUGCUGUUGUGCUCGAUCAUUAUCUUAGAUUUGUGAUCUUAAUGUUUUUGUUGACCUGCGAUGCACAAACACAAACACACACAUCAUAUUGAAAUCUGAUAACAGGUGUGUGGUACACCGUGCUGACAGUGCAACACUCGGAACCAAUAAAAACAAAUAUCAGGAUGCAAGUACAUUUAUGUUUCAUACUAAAAUGUUUUUGCAUACAGUUUAUGUCUUUUACAUAUACAGUAUUUCAUGUCUGGGGACAUUGUGCCUUUUGUCUAUCAAUGUGACUGUUAAUAUGUGACAGUCUCUCCGUAUAAAAAGGGAUAAGAUCAAGUGUGCUUUGUGCUAUUUAUAUACUAUUUUUGUAUUUUGAAUGUAAAAGACACUGGGAGAAAAUGUUCUGAUAUGUGACUUGUAGAUUGUACUUAAUUCUGCAUUUUAUCAACUGUUUGUGAAAAAUGGUCCCACAAUUUUAAAUAAAUAUUUUACUAUUUUACUAUUUAU
Messenger RNA from Limanda limanda (common dab), 3725 nucleotides. It is a transcript of the gene tpcn2, whose product is annotated as two pore segment channel 2. The transcript is spliced from 25 exons. The coding region runs from base 150 to 2414 and encodes 754 amino acids. Gene Ontology annotation, molecular function: monoatomic ion channel activity; voltage-gated channel activity. Lineage: Eukaryota; Metazoa; Chordata; Actinopteri; Pleuronectiformes; Pleuronectidae. Gene Ontology annotation, biological process: monoatomic ion transport; transmembrane transport. The record is from RefSeq and is a predicted model, not a curated record. Gene Ontology annotation, cellular component: lysosomal membrane.